AUAAAUAUGUAGCUAAAUAGAAAUAACUACAAGGAGCCCUACCUUUAUUUUUCUCAUUAUGUGCAUAUAUCACUCACAGAACCACAUUUAAACCAAAGGAAAAAUAACAGAGUUUCGCAUUCAUUUUCUUGAAUACAACUACAAGUUUAAUUUGACAGAAAAUGCCUGGACUAGCAAUAAUGGAUGCACAUAAUGACUACUCACCUUAUAAAGAAAGUUUUAGCCAUCAAAGGUCACCAAGAAGCACACUGAGUCCACACACUCCGCGCAGCGGCGAUUCGAUUGAUCUAGCUAUCGACGGUGUAAUCAUCGACACAUCUAUCGAACAUUUGUAUAAUAAUGUAUGUGAGAUGCAGAGUUCUGAUCCUUCACCGUCGAGGGCUAGUUUUUUGUCGUACGGGGAGGAAUCGCGAAUUGAUUCCGAAUUAUGCCAUAUUAUCGGAGAAAUUAAGGUAGUGGAAAUGACCAAAGAGGUGGUUGCAGAGGAUAAACAAGAAGAAAGUAAUGCUGGUGACUUGAUUCCCAAGAAAGAUAUCGGUUCUGUUACAAAUAAGGAGAAAAGCAGAGCUGCAAGUCUUAAAAAUCAGCUUUUUCGCUUGCAAUCCGAUUUGCAGGCAUCGGAUAAGUCUAGUCCUAAGAGCAAAUCUCCACGCGAUAAGCCUCGAAAAGUCGGUUUCAAUACGAAGAAGCAACAGAGGAAUUUCGCUUCUCUCGGGGCAAAGUAUCGGAAUGGAAAUGAUGAUCAUCUUGAAGUAGGAUUAGAUAAUCCUGAUCUUGGACCUUUCUUGUUGAAACAAACAAAGGAUAUGAUUUCUUCAGGAGAAAAUCCACAAAAGACUCUCGAAUUAGCGAUUCGUGCUACGAAAUCGUUCGAGGUUUGUGCAAAUGGAAAACCCGAUUUAGAGCUAGUUAUGUCCCUACAUGUUUUGGCAGCUCUACACUGCAGUUUAGGGCAGUAUAAUGAGGCAAUUCCUGUUCUUGAGAGGUCUAUUGAGAUUCCAAUACUAGAAGAUGGUCAAAAUCAUGCACUUGCCAAAUUUGCUGGAUGUAUGCAACUGGGUGAUACUUAUGCAAUGCUGGGCCAGAUUGAAAAUUCAAUUCUGUGUUAUACAGCUGGUUUAGAGAUCCAAAAGCAAUUCUUGGGAGAAUUAGAUCAACGAAUCGGAGAGACUUGUCGAUACGUAGCAGAGGCUUAUGUUCAAGCAUUGCAAUUUGAUGAGGCUGAGAAGCUUUGUCAAAUGGCGUUAGACAUCCAUAGCAAAAAAGGCGGUCCUGCGUCGCUCGAAGAAGCAGCGGAUCGGAGGCUUAUGGGACUAAUAUGUGAAGCGAAAGGAGAUUACGAAGCAGCUCUUGAGUAUUAUGUUCUAGCAAGUAUGGCAAUGGCCGCGAAUGGACAGGAUAUCGAGGUAGCUUCAAUGGAUUGCAGCAUCGGAGAUGCAUAUUUAUCGUUGGCCAGGUAUGAUGAGGCAAUUUUCGCUUAUCAGAAAGGGCUUACCGUGUUUAAGUCGAGUAAAGGCGAAAAUCAUCCGGCAGUUGCUUCCGUUUUCGUACGUUUAGCUGAUUUGUACAACAGAAUAGGAAAAUUCAGGGAUUCGAAAUCUUACGGAGAAAAUGCACUUCGAAUAUACGAAAAGUCCAACCCUGGAAUUCCUGCAGAAGAGAUAGCUAGUGGAUUUAUCGAAAUUUCUGCGAUCUAUCAAUCGAUGAAUGAAUUCGAGCAGGCACUCAAGUUACUUAAAAAGGCCUUGAAGUUAUAUGGAAACACUCCAGGUCAGCAAUGUACAAUUGCAGGAAUUGAAGCACAAAUGGGAGUUAUAUACUACUUGAUGGGGAAUUAUGCAGAUUCUUACAACACCUUCAAAAGUUCGGUUUCGAAGUUUCGACUAAGCGGGGAGAAGAAAUCUGCAUUGUUUGCAAUUGCUUUGAACCAAAUGGGAUUAGCCUGCGUGCAACGCUACGCGAUAAACGAGGCUGCUGAGUUAUUCGAAGAGGCACGAACCAUUCUGGAAAAAGAAUACGGCUCUUAUCAUCCUGACACUCUAGGGGUUUACAGCAACCUUGCAGGAACUUAUGAUGCAAUGGGCAGAUUGGACGAUGCAAUUGAGAUUUUGGAGUAUGUAGUGGGGAUGAGGGAACAAAAGCUAGGAACAGCAAAUCCUGAUGUGAUUGAUGAAAAGAAAAGAUUGGGUGAGCUGUUGAAAGAAGCAGGAAAAGUUCGAACCAAGAAAUCCAGGUCACUGGUUACCCUUCUUGACAAGGACCUUCAUAUUACACAAAAUGAUGCCAUUGAGGAAGUAUCCUGAAUUACUACUACAAAAUCAAAAUUAAGUGAUUGUUUUUGUUUUGUCUUUAAGAUUGUCCAUUGCAUUUUGAAAAGAUUAAUAAAAUCAAAAUUAUUGGGAUACUAUAGCACAUCCGCACAUGCAUAGUCUAGUAGUAAGGAUAUUGUAAUCCAAGCUGAGUGUGAUUAAUUUCCCAAUUGUAAUAAAAAUUUAAUAAUUACUAUCA
This is a messenger RNA of Mercurialis annua (annual mercury), 2508 nucleotides long. Its product is annotated as protein KINESIN LIGHT CHAIN-RELATED 2. NCBI's taxonomy places the organism in Eukaryota, Viridiplantae, Streptophyta, Magnoliopsida, Malpighiales, Euphorbiaceae. The transcript is spliced from 3 exons. The coding region runs from base 162 to 2303 and encodes 713 amino acids. Gene Ontology annotation, molecular function: protein binding. The record is from RefSeq and is a predicted model, not a curated record.